CGCUCGUCCUCAGUCGCUCCGUCACCGUGUUUGUUGACGUUCUACCUGUGCGCCGAUUAUACAGUGUUUUGUUGUUAUUUUUCCCCUCUGUGUAGGUAAUAAUUGUUGUUUAUUUUUACACAGUUUUGUGGCAUCCAUGGCACCGUGAUAAUUGUUUUUGCAACGUGUGUUCGGUAUAGCUAAUGUACGAUCCACACUACAACCACAAGUGAUAUGAAGUAGUUUUCAUCAAAACAAAGGAAACGCCAAAAUGCGCAUCAAUGGCGCCGAAUCGUUGUCAUCGUCUUCAAAGUCGGAAGCCGAUGACAUGAUUGAAACGGAAAACGAAUCCCUCAGAGAACGGGUGUGCGAUUUGGAAAAGAAAGUACUGGAACAAGGAGAUGAGAUCGUGUGCCUCCGGUCGACAUUGGCCGACGUUCUCAGGCGGUUGAACCAGCUGGAAGGAAGCCGUACACUUAGCUUGAACACAUCAGCCCUGAAAAAUGGAAACACGCCCAGGGCGGGAAAUCACUACGGCGCCAACGGUCACCACUUGAUUUCACCUACGUUGUCACAAAAAGAAGUGACCCUCCGGUACAGAUCUGCCAACGAACACCCGGGAUCUGCCCUUAGAGAUCCGGUCCGAAGGGUGCCGAGUCACAACAACAACACACACUCUUCUUUACCUCAAAGAAAAGCCGUGCAUUAUCAGUCGACCGGUUCCUUGCAUUCGGAUUCGCCCAGUUCCAGUAGCGUGUCGCCAGUGCCUCCGGCGUCGCCUUCGCCCUCGCCCACCAGGCCAGGAACGGCACAAAAACCUCAGAGAACCAGUGCUUCCAAUUUACACAACUCUAAAAGGUGGAGCUCCACCGGUGAUUUUAAUCAGGCACAAAAUUUCAGUGUCGCACCCCAUUCGUCGACUUUAGCUUCCAGACUUGGUACAAAGUCGUUGCUUAAUUUGAAUUUGCGGUCGCAGCCUCAGCAAAACCAUCACAAUCAUCACCAAAAACACGGCACACGGGAUGCGACCUACAACGAAGAGGAAGGCAGCGUCCGGAUGUUCCUCAGGGGAAGACCGGUCAACCUGUACGCGCCCACCAACGAAAUAGCCACUUACGACAUCACCAAAGUGGCCACGGCUCCUUCGUCUAGGCUCAAGCUGGAUUGGGUUUAUGGGUACAGAGGAAAAGACUGCCGCUCCAACUUGUACUUGUUGCCGACCGGUGAAAUGGUUUACUUUGUGGCCGCUGUCGCUGUGCUGUACAACGUCGAGGAGCAAAGCCAAAGACACUACUUGGGCCACACCGACGACAUUAAGUGUUUGGCCAUUCACCCUAACAAGUUGCUGGUGGCCACCGGGCAGACGGCAGGACACGAUCACCGCGAAGGCAAACCUCACAUCAGAGUAUGGAAUUCGGUCAGCUUAGCCACGGUCGUUGUUUUGGGACUAGGAGACUUUGAACGCUCUAUAAGCUGUUUGUCGUUUUCCAAAGCGGACGGCGGAAGUAUGUUAUGCGCUAUUGAUGAAGGAAACGAUCACAACAUUUCCGUGUGGGAUUGGCAGAAAACUGAUAAAGGACACAAAAUCACCGAGACAAAGUGCUCUACGGACACUGUGGUUGCUGCUGAAUUCCAUCCACUCGACCGCAACCAAAUUGUCACGUGCGGUAAGGGUCAUAUCAGCUUUUGGACCUUGGACGCUGGCGGUACCUUGUACAAACGCAACGGAGUAUUCGAAACGACUCGCGACCGACCGAAAUACGUGACCUGUCUGGCGUUUACUCAAAACGGUGAUGUUUUGUCCGGAGAUUCAAAUGGAUCGGUUAUUGUUUGGGGACGUGGUACACACAACUUAACUAAAAUCGUACGUAACGCACACGAAGGGUCAGUAUUCACGAUUUGUGCCCUAAAAGAAGGCAGUAUCAUAACUGGCGGAGGCAAAGAUGGCAAAUUGAUUCAAUUUGACACGGCUAUGCAUCCAACUGGAUAUAACGUACAAAUUGCUGAACAUUUAGGCGGUAUUCGUACUGUAUCCGAAGGCAGAGGAUCGCAAUUGCUCGUUGGAUCUACGAGAAACUGUAUUCUUAUUGGGUCAUUGAAAAUGGGCUUUAGCCCGGCAGUUCUUGGACACACCGACGAGCUUUGGGCUUUAUGUCCUCAUCCCACAGUCGCACAAUUCCUUACGGCAGGAUUCGAUCGUAUAGUUCAAUUGUGGGACUCGCUUUCUCAUUCGGUUGUUUGGAGCAAAGACAUUGAUGAACAAGCUCAGUCGGCCGCUUUUUCAACUGACGGCCAGAUCAUCAUAGUUGGUUGCGUGUCGGGCAAAUGGCUGGUAAUGGAUUCAGAGACUCGAGAAAUUUAUUCGACUCACGUCGACGGAAAUGAACCAAUACAAGUGGUUAAGUUUUCACCGGACGGAUCGUUGCUGGCUCUAGGAUCCCGAGACAACUUUAUUUAUUUGUAUCAAGUCACCGAUGGCGCUCAUCAUUACACCCGUUUAGGCCGUUGCACUUGUUGGGAAUACAAUCGUCGCCGGAGGUGUAGCACAGGCGCUAUUAUUGACAGUUCGUCGGGACACUCGAGCUUUAUAACUCAUUUGGAUUGGUCUGCUGACAACGAAUACCUUCGCAGCAAUUCCGGAGACUACGAAUUACUAUAUUGGAAAACCAAAGUCUGCCGCCAAGUGCCUCAGAGUACACAACUCAGGGACGUUGCUUGGGCAUCAAACUCGUGCGUUCUGUCGUUUACAACCAUCGGCAUUUGGCCGGAAGGCGCUGACGGUACCGAUGUUAACGCUUGCGAGCGGUCCAACGGAUCUAAAAUAAUGGCCACCGGCGACGACUUUGGAAAAGUGAAACUCUACGGAUAUCCCGUCAAGCAACCAAAGUCACUUUGCCAUACGUAUGGAGGUCACAGCAGUCACGUGACCAACGUCGGCUUCUUGCACGACGAUUCCCGACUGAUAUCGAUUGGAGGCAAAGACACGAGCGUACUUCAAUGGCAAAUCAUUUGAAAAAAAUCGAACCGAUAUAUUAUUAUGUUUUUCAAUCUUCAACUUUUUAUUAUUAUAUUUCAUUAUUAUUGAUGAGUCUUCACCGUUAAAUUUGUACCCAUACGGUUGUUUUAUUAUUACUAGCUUUUUAAUGGACCCACUUUAUAUUCAGCCUAUAAGUACACAAUAUUUUACUUGAGUUACGUCCAAGAUACAUACUUAUACGUAUUAUAUUUUAUUAUCAUUGAAUACAUACAUACGUUUUGUUUAUAGUUUUAUGUAUACGUACACUAAUUCUUAGUAAAACGCAUUGUUAGCACUUGUUUUUUGUCGA
Messenger RNA from Adelges cooleyi (spruce gall adelgid), 3305 nucleotides. RefSeq names its product echinoderm microtubule-associated protein-like 2. Gene Ontology annotation, biological process: microtubule cytoskeleton organization. NCBI's taxonomy places the organism in Eukaryota, Metazoa, Arthropoda, Insecta, Hemiptera, Adelgidae. The record is from RefSeq and is a predicted model, not a curated record. The coding region runs from base 251 to 2992 and encodes 913 amino acids. The transcript has 20 exons. Gene Ontology annotation, cellular component: mitotic spindle. Gene Ontology annotation, molecular function: microtubule binding.